Messenger RNA from Rhizopus microsporus ATCC 52813, 2859 nucleotides. RefSeq lists its product as uncharacterized. Gene Ontology annotation, biological process: regulation of DNA-templated transcription; DNA-templated transcription. Bases 330 to 2774 code for a protein of 814 amino acids. Lineage: Eukaryota; Fungi; Mucoromycota; Mucoromycetes; Mucorales; Rhizopodaceae. The transcript has 5 exons. The record is from RefSeq and is a predicted model, not a curated record. Gene Ontology annotation, molecular function: DNA-binding transcription factor activity, RNA polymerase II-specific; DNA binding; zinc ion binding.
ACAAGGCGAAGGUCCAUCAUCAAACAAGAGAACAAAAUUGUCCGCUUAAGUUACCGCUUAAGCAAUUUAAUGCAGGUUAAAAACCUGCAAAUUAAACAUUCUACGCCGAAUGUCCGGAGUAUGCAAUUAGUUUGCUCCCCGCUACUUCCCUGUUCGUUGUAUCCUUGAACACCCCUUCAGCUGUUACAUGGCAAUCAUUAACCAAUAGGAAAAGUUGUACAAAUAAAGCAUAUCUUCCAAGCAACAAUUUGUUUUCCGCUUUACAAACAAAAUGAGAGGCAAAUUCAAUUUUUCUAUUUUUAUACAUUUUUUUUAUAUUAAUAAUACAAAUGGCAACCUCACCUACAGCUGAAUUGCAGUCAAGGCAGAGAGUGAGCAGGGCCUGUGACCUAUGUAGACGAAAGAAAGUAAAAUGUGACGGUGCGACACCUGUUUGUGCAAAUUGCAAAAGUUUUGGACUAGAAUGUACUUUUAAAGACAUGACAAAAAAACGAGGACCUCCAAAAGGAUACAUUGAGGCUAUUGAAAAUCGAUUAUACAAAUUAGAAAAUUUUCUAGCAGAACUAGCAAAAAGUGGUGAUAUACAAUCAAAUCAUUUAUUAAUGGAAUUAAACUCUCCUUUGGAAACACCAACAGGAGAACAGAUUCGGGCACGACCGGUGAGAAGGGUACCAAAGUCAGAGCGAAAUAAAGUGUUUUUCUGGCAGCAAGACAAGGCAGGGAAGCGAAAAAGAGAAAGUUUAUUGUCAGACAGUGAUACAAAAGAUUAUCAACAACAGGAACAAGAUCUAUCAUCAAGAGAAGAGUCAAUGGAUGAAGGAGUUGGUCAAUUGGCUAUGGAUGAGAAUGGGCAAGUGAGAUAUCUUGGUAAAUCAUCUGGGUACUAUUUAUUGCAAAGCAGCCGAACAUAUCAAAAUGGCGCAUUUCAUUUUGCAAACUAUGGAAAAAAGCGUAAAAGGAUACCUCAGCUGCGGCCUGUUGAUCCGCUAGAACUGCCGCCCAAAGAUCUAUCAGAACAUCUUAUCAUCCUGUACUUUCGAUAUUUCUACCCAUUCUUGCCUUUAUUCUUUAGACGCCAGCUGUUUUCUGCUGUAGAACCAGGAGUAACGCCCCUUCUGCUGAACUCAAUCUAUGCAGUUGCCUCAAGGAUAUCACCAGAUGUCAGGGUCCGAUCAGAUCCAGCUUCACCUGAUACUGCUGGUGAUAUAUUCUUUGAAAGAGCUGAGAGAUUGCUGGAUGAGUCCUAUGAUAAGCCAAGUAUAUCAACCGUCCAAUCACUGCUGUUACUCGCCAGCCAUCAGCAUGGCGCAAUGAGAUCUGCAAGAGCUUGGCUAUACAGUGGCAUGGCUUUUAGAAUGGCGCAAGAUUUAGGAUUGCACCGAAAUUGCGAUCACUGGAACAUACCUCCAGAAGAGCGUGAGAGACGAAAGAGAGUGUUUUGGUGCUGUUAUAUUGUUGAUAGACUAGGGAGUGCAAUGUAUGGACGAGCAACGACCUUUGAAGAAAAGGACUGUGAUGUGCCAUUCCCAUCAGUAGACGAUCAUAAUCUGCUUUCUUCGGAUGGUGAACCAGUUCGUUUAUUAGACAAUUUUAUCAACUUAAUCAAAAUAUGUGAUAUACUAGGGCAUGUUCUCAAGUGUAUCUAUUAUGUGCGCUCCUUGCAGAAUACAGAAGCUAAACAAGCAGAUUCAGUGCUUACUACAUUAAACAAGAGACUACAUCAGUGGUAUGAUCAGUUACCCAGCUCAUUAAGAAUCAAAAAUGACAAAUCAGGAAAGGCACCAAGUGUCGCUGUGUGUCAAUUACACUUGAUUUACUAUACAACUGUCAUUCUAUUGCAUAGACCAUUUAUACCUGGACCUGACCAAAGCGUAUCAGUACCAUCACUUUUGCCUUGUGCUUCUAUUUGCGCUUCAGCUGCUGACUCUAUUUUAUCCAUCACAACUUAUAUGCUAGAGCAUAACCAGCUUAAAUACGUUUGGAAUUUUGCAGUCUACUACAUAUUUUCAGCUGGUAUCAUAUAUAUUAAAGACGCCAACGACAGUAAUUCUGACAAGCUAAUGGAAGCAAGGAUGAAAGUGAAUAAAUGCAUGCAGGCGCUGGAUGAGAUUGAAUCAACAUGGGUGACAGCAAGUAAACGAUGUCAGAUUAUUGCAGAACUGACCGGCCUUCAAGAUCCUAACCUAGGAAAUGAUGAUCGAGAGAACAGUAUAUCAUCCUGGCAACCUCAUGAACUCUAUAGUGGACGGAUAAGCUCAACAACUGUAAAAAGUGAAGAAUUUGAUGACCGUAAAUCUCUGUAUACGACAAACAGUGCCGACUUUGUGAAUCUUCCUAAUCCAUAUCAGCCACAAAGAAUAAAUAGUAUCACAAUGGAUCCAUUCGCAGCUCCUGGCAUUAUUCCAGUUGACAAUAAUAUUAACAACAAUAAGCAAUAUGAUACUGGCUCAUACUGGGAAUCUUCGCUUGAUGACUGGGAUCAGUUCCAAUCAUCACACCAUGAGGCCGCUCUUGUAACCUCAGCACCGUCAGUAUCACAUUAUCAAGAAAAGCAGCAUUUGAUACACACAGAUCAAAACGUGGACGUAUUGUCAGGGGUGCCGCUGCCCUGGGAGACAGCACCAUCGUCGGCAGCAAAUAAUAAAACAAGUGGAAGUUUUAUAAACUAUCUGCAGUCAAAUAAUGAAAAUGACAGAAGCAGCGCAGAUGGCGGGCCAUCUAACAACAGCAAUAAUAACACACUAAAAGAUUUAGCAAAUGCGUAUUACUGGUAGUUGAAAGACAGCCUGGUUUUUCUUCUCUUUUUCCUAACUGAGCUAGAUACACAAAAAGAGGAACUACUACUACUACUACUACUAC